This is a messenger RNA of Morus notabilis, 3644 nucleotides long. RefSeq lists its product as uncharacterized. Bases 90 to 3329 code for a protein of 1079 amino acids. NCBI's taxonomy places the organism in Eukaryota, Viridiplantae, Streptophyta, Magnoliopsida, Rosales, Moraceae. The transcript has 23 exons. The record is from RefSeq and is a predicted model, not a curated record.
CCUCUUCAUUUCUUCGAGACUACUCCAGAGAAGCAGAGCCCGCGAAACAAAAAACUUGCAGAAAACCCUAAAGAGAUUCUCCGAUUCUAAUGGAAGAAGACGAAGAUUUCGUGUUGAAAUCUGACUCCGGAGAGUCAAUGGUUUCGGUGACGCUUGGGCGAGUAAUGAACACUCUUCUCAGUGCUCGCCCCAGAAAGCUCUACGACGCCGUUUCCCGCCCCUCCUCCGAACCCCGAACCAGGCCUUCUCUUGGUUCAUUGGAUGACUCUCUCUGGUUUCUUCAUAAGUACGUCAAGGACGCUGCGGAAAAGAAUGAGUCUUUGGCUGAGAUUCUCGUUCCCAUGCUUGAAAAUUCUUUGAAGUCCAAGGAUGUGAAGCAUUCACAUGGAGGCCAAACUAUGAUCCUUCUCAACUGGCUAUUCCAAGAUGAAUUUAUUUUCCAAGCCAUAGCGACAAAUCUCGCCAAGAUUAUUGUCACCAAAGAUGAUCGUUUUAUAGCCCUUGGAUGGUGUACCCUUGUGCGUGGACUUGUGGAAUAUGAAAGUGCUUCUGAUCAAUUCUCAAUGAACGGAAUAAAUCAGGGGCAUAUUGAUUUCUUGAAGAUAUUUUCCACGUGUAUUCCGUGUCUCUCAUGCAUUACACAUAAAGGGAGUUCUUUGCUGGAUGGAUUUGAGCUUCCAUCUCGCCUAGCAGUGUCUGCUGCUGAUUGUGUUUUAGUUCUUACUGAAUCUUUGACAAAGGUUCCUACAGUUCCGAGCAACAGGCCAAAAUCAUCGGAUUUGAAUGCACCAAAUCGAUGGGUAGCACUAGCCUCCAGUGGAGAUAAGAAAGAAAAUAAAUUGUCUGAUGUUUCAAAUAAAGGAGUUGAAAAUUUACUUUGGGAUCACUUGGAGGAAGUUAUUCAUUUGGUACAAAAACUUCUCGCUUGGAACCAAAAAAGUCGACCCCUGCAUGUCAAAGGAUUGGAGAAAGUGCUCAAGUGGCUACAAGAGAUUAAACACCACUAUGACCAUCUUCAGUCAGGUUCCAUCAAGACUGGAGCAUUGCUGCUAUCUUCCUGCUGGAAGCAUUACAGUUUGCUACUUCGCUUAGAAGAUCACAAAUUUUCUCAUCGUUACAAGGAAUUAUUGGAACAGUACUUAUCGGGACUCCAGUUUUACUCAGAUAAUCAUGUGGGAGGGCAUUCUGAGAAUAAGGGGAGUGCUGCUGAGACCAGAAAAUUUUUUCUUAAUUGUCUAUGCCUUCUGUUGGGGCGAUUUGACAGGAAUAAAUUUGAAAGUGUGGUUUCUGAAUAUGGAAUUCGGAUAUCACAUGUUAUUUUACCACAGCUCCAUUCUGUUGAUGAAGAUGUGAUAGACGCUGUUGUAUGCAUAUUAAAGGCAGUCAUCUUCAAGCCACAUCUUUCAUCCGAAAGUAGUCAUACUUAUGUUGGGGAGACUGAUAUGGUGCUGCCACUGCUGAUUAACCUUCUAGACGAGCAAGAUGGCACGGCUAGGGCUGUGGUUAUGCUCUUGGCAGAAUACUGCUUGACGAGCAAAGGCAGCCACUGCCUUGAAGAAGUUCUGAAGCGCCUUUCUUCUGGAAUUGUUCAACAAAGGAAGAAUGCAAUUGAAGUUAUACAAGAACUAAUUUGCAUUUCACCAGAUACAACUACUGUACUUUCUCAGUCGUCACGGCAGGAUAUAGCACAUCAUUUACUUGAGCGUCUUGAAGAUAAAGAACCAGCAAUCCGUGAGCAAGUGUCCAAUUUGCUUCCGAUGAUUGAUCCUUCCCUUAUUUUGCCAUCAUUAGUUCCGCUUGUUUACUCAUUGGAUGAAAGAGUGCAAUCGUACUCUUCUGAUGCCCUUGUUCAGGUGCUCAAAUAUCAUAACCAGAGUGCAGAAGUAAUAUGCCUGCUGCUUGACUGUUUAGGAAACAUUUGCCAUGACCCCGAUCUCCAGAAAGGUGUAGGAGAUGGAUGGGACGGAUCGAAGUUGGAGAAUGAUCAAGUACUCAAGCUGAUUCCAGAGUGGUCAAGAAGUGUAAGAGUUCAUAACUGGGACACCCUAAUCGGACCUUUGAUUGGCAAGAUGUUUGCACAUCCUUCAAAUGCUACUAUUGUUAGGUUUUUAAGUCAUAUAAGUAGCCACCUGGCAGAAGCUGCUGAUACAGUCCUCUAUCACGUUUUGCUGCAUACAAAAGCACAGAUGGAUAUGGAGGUGAGCAGAACGUAUGCAAGUGAUGACCCUGCAAAUAUGCAGCAAUUGCUGUUUGAGCACCUUUGCCCAUUACUCAUUAUUAGGACGCUUCCUUUAAGUGUCUUUAAUGACCUUAAUUCGUCUGUCAUGUAUGGCCAACUCAUCAAUCAAGAUCAUGGGGAUGUCAAGAUCUUUGGUCAUGACUCUGUUGCUUCUCUCCUUUUCAAAAGGGCAUUUGACAAGUUUGAAUUUGAAGACGUACGCAAACUGGCUGCUGAGCUCUGUGGGCGAAUUCAUCCUCAAGUGCUCAUACCUAUUGUUGCCUCUCAGCUAGAACAUGCUGCAAAUUCUCGAGAGUUACUAAAGAUAAAAACUUGUUUGUUUUCGGUUUGCACCUCCCUUGUGGUCAGAGGCAGGGCUUCAUUUUCUCAGCCUGCAAUGCUUGAAGUACGAAAAUCACUGGAGAAAGUGUUAUUAUGGCCUUCUCUGGACGAGGAUGAAGUUUCCAGAGCACAACAUGGCUGCAUUGAUUGUCUUGCACUAAUGAUAUGUGCCGACCUACAAGUUUCAGAAUCAAUUACAGACUCCAACCAAGAGAAGAAUGGGCCUGUCCUUGAUUACGUGAUCAGUCAACUUACGUCCGAUAAGAAAGAACCUGUUUCAACCUCCCAGUUUGGUGGGCAAAUGCGCAUGUUUGGGGCGCCACUUCCUCUCUCAUUUCGUUUGUGCAUGGCCAAUGUUCUCAUCAGUGCUUGUCAAAAAAUUCCUGAUUCUGGGAAGAAGCGUCUUGCUAAAAAAGCCCUUCCUCGUCUCAUUUCUUCUGUCGAGGCAAUAACAGAAUCGGAUAUUAGAGCUGCAUGCCUCCAAGUUCUCUUUUCAGCAGUCUAUCAUUUGAAGUCUGCUGUCCGUACUUAUGCAUGUGAUCUUCUCAAACUCUCCCUGAAAGCUCUUGAAAAAGGUUCAGAGAAGGAAAAAAUGGCUGGGGCUAAGAUGAUGGCAUCUCUCAUGGGUAGUGAAGACGAGAUUUUGGCGAGUAUUUCCGGCGGGCUAAUAGAAGCGAGGGCCGUACUGUCUAGUGUUUCUAUGACAGAUCCGUCAAUGGAGCUAAGACAGAUCUGCUCAAAAUUGCUGGCUUGUAUAACUUAUCCCUGAGUUGUGCUUGGACAGAGAAAAUGACGUUCAUUAUUUGCUUCAUUUUGGUUAAAAUUGCGUUUUUAUUCAAGUUGACCGUCGACUUUUGUAAAUAAUAAUGCUCUUGCUAAUUUUCAACCUAGAGAGAGAGAGAGAGAGAGAGAGAGAGAGAGAGAGAGAUCACAUCGGCACUCUUUGUACACUGUCUCUAGCACAUCAAGACAAGGACCAGAGUCAACUAGCUCCCAGACUUGAUAUUGGAGUUGGUAAUUUGCUAUUUUUGGCGAGGAAAAAAAAUGAAAAUAUUCGUGAAAGAUUGAUUUCCGUGUUCAAAAA